AUGAUCCCGCUGGGUGCACCAGCUCCAAUCAAUGUGGGCCCACCUACGCCAGAGAUGCUCGAGAAGAUGCGUCGGAUUCGAUUCUGCGUGAUUGGCACCUUCAUGGCCGCCGUCGGGCGUUUCUGCACCGGGGACAUUCCCAUCAACGAGAUCCUGUCUGGGAUUGUUGGGAUCUUCUUGCUAAGCGAUGACCCGAAUGUGGCACCUUGCUACGCUUGCUUGGCAAACAGUCCUCUCGGUCAAUGCACGGUAGGGGGCCAUGGGCUAAGUUGCGUGAUGGCGUACUCCUUCCUGGCUGGGCUGAAUGCCAUCUUCCUGACACUAAAGCUCUUGGUGGGAGGGCCCUUCGUGCUCGUCUCCUUCAUCUGUCAGGGUGCUGGCGCAUACCAAGGCCUCAAGCUGCACAACUUACUGAAUGCCAACAUGGCGAAUGUCGAUGGGCCAAUGGGGCCCAUGCUUGCGGGGCCCAUGCUUCAAAGAGGUGGCAACAAUUUCCCGGGUCCACAAGCUCCAAACGAGCCCCAGGCACCCACCUUCCAGGCUUUUCAGGGGACGGGCAUGCGCCUGGGCGGCUAG
This is a messenger RNA of Symbiodinium natans, 576 nucleotides long. Lineage: Eukaryota; Dinophyceae; Suessiales; Symbiodiniaceae. The record is from the annotation of a GenBank genome assembly.